Dovyalis caffra is the source of this 1173-nucleotide messenger RNA. The record is from the annotation of a GenBank genome assembly. NCBI's taxonomy places the organism in Eukaryota, Viridiplantae, Streptophyta, Magnoliopsida, Malpighiales, Salicaceae.
AUGUCUUCACCACCAAUUUCGGACGACCCGUAUCCUACGCAGGCCCAGAAAUUCAACCCGUCGAUGGCAAUAAUUAUGGUAGUUCUUGUAAGUGUUUUCUUUUUAAUGGGAUUUUUCUCCGUCUACGUCCGCCAGUGCGCCGAUCGCAGGUUCCGCGGGGCCAGCUUCAACCCUGCUGCAUUGGCAGGCGCAGGCCGCCGGUCUUGGGGGAGAUAUCACGGCCUUGACCAGGAGGUCAUCGAUACCUUCCCUACUUUCCUUUAUUCUGCAGUCAAAGGUCUUAAAAUUGGUAAAGGCUCCCUAGAAUGUGCCGUUUGCUUAAUCGAGUUCGAAGAUGAUCAAACGCUGCGUUUUAUUCCCAAGUGCAGCCACGUGUUUCAUCCUGAUUGCAUCGACGCCUGGCUCACCUCCCAUGUCACUUGCCCGCUUUGCCGCGCCAAUUUGGUCCCCAAACCGGGUGACUUGCCAUUCUCUCCGAUUCAUGUUGUGGACCCUAAUAAUGACCUGGUUGAACCGAAUAGCCAAAAUAAUGUCACUGACGAGACACAAUAUCGUGUCCAAAUUCAUACUGCCGAUGAAAUUACAAGAGAGGUGCCGCAACAAGUUACGCAAUCUCCAAAGGUUAAUUUAUUAAGUCCAGUCAAUCAAAAUAGGCUACUUCCAUCAUGGUCAACAGGUUGGCGGUUAAAUGCAUUAUUUUUUAGAUCAAAUUCAACUAAUAAUCCAUUGAUUCAAUCGGAAGAGAAUCGCGAUAGAUUUACACUAAGAUUGCCAGAAGAGCUUCGAAGUCAAUUAAUGAACUCUCGCCUGAAUCGGACGAAAAGUUGCGUGGCAUUUUCUAAAGCUACGAGUCCAAGAAGAGGUUAUAGGAGCCGAAGUGGAGGAACCGAGCGAAGCAAGAACUUCUUUUGCCAUGAACAAUUAGAUCAAGAAGGAAGACCGGACCAUUGGGGUUUUACAACAACCCCACCUUUUGUAUAUAGGACCUGUUUGGUUCAGUCAAAAGAUGUGAGUAGUAGCGAUGGGGUGAAUGCUACUCCACCAAAGAAUUUCCCGAGGUCGCCAUUUGAUCGUUUGUUUCUUGGGAUUGACAAUAGCAAUAGAAGCAGCAACAAUGACGUGGGCGAACGAUCAUUUGAUCGGCUCAGGCCGGAUAGUCAAGUUUCGACAUAG